Messenger RNA from Anguilla anguilla (European eel), 2190 nucleotides. It is a transcript of the gene fgf23, whose product is annotated as fibroblast growth factor 23. The record is from RefSeq and is a predicted model, not a curated record. Gene Ontology annotation, cellular component: cytoplasm. Lineage: Eukaryota; Metazoa; Chordata; Actinopteri; Anguilliformes; Anguillidae. Gene Ontology annotation, biological process: cell differentiation; regulation of cell migration; fibroblast growth factor receptor signaling pathway. The transcript is spliced from 3 exons. Gene Ontology annotation, molecular function: type 1 fibroblast growth factor receptor binding; growth factor activity. The coding region runs from base 314 to 1102 and encodes 262 amino acids.
GGGCCAAUUGCCUUCAAAAUAAACACAGUAGUGGAAAGCUUUCGGAUUUUCUGUGCCUUCCUUCCUUCCGCUUCGCCCAGGGGACCUCUACACAUCUGUUUUAGGGGGCGAGCGCGCUGUCAAGGAUGUGAGCAAGGUGGGGGCACUAGAUGGCUUUAAAUAGCCGCCACCAAAACUUCGGGACAUCAGAUCAACUCCGGUCUCUGACGUGCAAUAACCAAAGGCGGGCUUUCUCGACUUCAAAUCAAGCUUUUGGACUAAUUUAUUUUAAAAAAUAUUAUUAUUUACGCUGGGACUAGGAUCUCAGAGUAUUAUGUGGAACACCGUGUCUAGCCUGAAUAUGCACUCGUCAUUCCUCGCUCUCUGCUUGGCUGCUCUUCAGUGUUUCAGAAUAGUGGACUCUUUCCCAAACCCAUCUCCGCUGCUUGGAUCCAACUGGGGUAAUCCCAAAAGAUAUGUACACCUGCAGACAUCCUCGGACAUCAGCAACUUCUACUUGGAAAUCACUUUGAAUGGCCAAGUUAGGAAAACUACGAGCAGAAGUUCAUACAGUGUAGUGCUGCUGAAAUCGGAAGCAAGAGAUCGCCUGGCUAUACUCGGUGUAAAAAGUAACCGCUAUUUGUGCAUGGAUGCCGAGGGAAAACCUUUCAGCUCUGCUGUCUGCAACAAAGACUGUCUCUUCCACCACAAGCUGUUGGAGAACCACUACGAUGUGUACUACUCCUGUACUAGCGGCCUUGUGCUCAACCUAGAGGGGGCUAAGCAGGCAUACGUGGCGGGGAAGAACUUGCCGCCCUACUCCCUCUUCCUGUCGGAAAAGAACACCGUGCCCCUGGAGCGCCUGCUGCACCGGGAGAAGAGGACCCGGCAGGUGGACCCGUCUGACCCCCUGCGCACGCUCAACCAGCCCGGCGAGGGCUCGGACUCCCAGGCCUACAAGGACCAGGACCUGGACCAGGACGUGGAACAGGAGGCGGAGACGCCAGAGCAGGGCCGGGCCGUUUCCAAGGAGACCAUCACGUCCGCCUUUCACGACGACCCUCUGCAGGUGCUGCAUUCCAUGAACCCCAGCAGUCCGCGGAUAGCAGGCACCCUGGGCUGAGGGGAGGGCCGGGUUGGAGGGGUGCGUUAGGUGGGCUCUGCUACAGCUGGUCUGAAAAACCCACUGUUUUUUUUAUUUAAAGAUGUUACAGAGAGAAUCCCUUAGGCUACAGUACCAGACCUUUUACCUCUUGUAUCCGUAAGUUAUUAAAGCUAAAGUAGCCUGAUUGAUUUAGGCAAAUUUCAAACUUGCUUCAGAAGGUCUAAAAUGAAGGUGCAUGGUAAGGUAGCUGAAACAAGACAAGAAAAAUCAGGGAAGGCUGUGUAAAAAUGCUGUUUAGUCAAACCUGUGCAAUGCUAUUUUCAUAAACGGAGCAACCUGGAAUAGUUAUUUUUUCCCGUAGUGAUAGAUUUUCCUCAACCAGGGCAGGGAUUAAAAUCCCAUAAAAAUCCAGCUGCGUCAGUACAUACAGCUUGCAGUGAAGUAUGGCUUUGUUCAUGGAGGAACGGCAAGGACAUGCCAAACCUCUCACUGCAAGGCAAUAUUAGUACUGUGUUUUUAAAAUGUAUCCUGACAAGAAACAAGAAUCUUUUUGUUCUUUCACCCUUUACCCCGAAAGUUAACCUUUAUAUCAUGGGCUUUUGCCAACUGCUUCAGUAUUUUCUUUAUUUUAAAACAACUUUGUCACAGAAAUUUACUAGAAAUGAAUUGCAAUAUGCAGUUAAUUUCCACAGCAACAGGUAAUGGCGGAUAGUUGAAAGUGGUUGAAAAAUAUUGCAGAUUUGAUAAAUUCUUAUAAUUUAUAGGUAUUUUUUCAUAUACAGUAGCUUACUAAUACUGUGUGGCUCAUCAGCCACAUCGUGCUCAGAAGUAAUACAUUGCGCUUGGUAAUGUUUCUCUUGAAUAUAUUUAAUUCAAUGCCUACAGUGGAUUCUAGGGGUAAAAAGUUCUCAGUGAACAGAAACUUUAAGUGGCACAGUAUUCUCAAAUGUAAUACCAUUCUCCAAACCAUCUUUGUUAGAUUUAAACUCUGUGGAAGAGAGGUGCUGGUCACCACCAGCGGACAACGUAUCAAUCCAAAGUAUUUAUUUAUUUAAAUGUAUUCAUGUAUUGUUAUUUAUAAUAUUUAUAUGUAUAUCAUAAGAUUG